Microthlaspi erraticum is the source of this 1421-nucleotide messenger RNA. NCBI's taxonomy places the organism in Eukaryota, Viridiplantae, Streptophyta, Magnoliopsida, Brassicales, Brassicaceae. The record is from the annotation of a GenBank genome assembly.
GUACAUUGGCAAAGACUAAAUUCACAAAGAGGCCAGCACAAAACGAAGAUGUGGAGACAGCAAGAAAGGAAAAACGUGAGGGGCAAAAGAAAGUGGAGUAUAGCGGAAAAAGGAAGAAAGGAGCAAGCAAAGAAUCGGCUCCGAAAUGGUCAGAGGCUGCUGAGCAGAACAUGGACGACUCGGUGAUCCCAAGACCUUAUGGAGUCCAAGAGCGCAUCCGUAUCUUGUGGAGGAUGCAGUUCAUGUCAAUGCGCUAUCCACAUCCAGAAACCAUAAGGGCAUUGGGAAUAGAGGAAGAUGUGGAGGACAUUUUCUACUACACCGAGCUUGGCGAGUUCAUGAAGAUGGCUCUACCGGCGUACAGAGAACCAGCGAUACAGUUCCUUGCAUCCUUGAAGCUCACUAAACAUCCUCAAGAAGCAGCUGCUGAGCUCAAGAGAGAUGGAAUUGGAUUCAUUACCUUCACGCUCUUGGGACAAGAGUAUCGGUUCAGCAUGUGUGUGCCAGGAACAGAGCUAGUUAGCCUUUGGGGAAUGAUAAGUUCGAGACCCUAUCAAAUCUCCAAGAACAAGACCAGUCACAUCAAGAACCUGGCCAUCCGCUACGCUCAUAAGGCGAUCACUCACACUCUCUUUGCAAGACACGAGCGUGCAAACGUCACCAAGCAAGAGCUUGAGCUGCUUGACACCGGCAUAAUCCAGAAGCUUGAAACUCUGGACAACGGGGAAGAGAUGCAAGGAGACUUGAAGCACACGAGCAAAGCUGUUGUGAUGAUCAACUCCUUCAAGCAAAUAAUGAGGAACGCGGAGCUCUCCUAUGAACAAGGCAAGAUCAACGAGGCACACUUGGAUAUUGGAAUCUUGAUCACUCCGAUUCUGCUCGCAACCAAAGUCAAGUUACCACAGUCAAGUCAUCCACCCACGUUCAUGUAUAUCGCCUACCUCAACAAGACUUGGUUCCUGAGGGUGAUGCACAACGGGAAGCACAUCUAUUGCUUUGAGCAUCUUACCUUUGGCAUCUCGAAAGUCCUCUUACCAAACGUCGAGCUCACGAGCAACAAAAGCCGAGGAGGAAUCUUGUUCCUCCCCACAGCCGAUCAGUUGUUCAUCGAUAGAGGUGAUGCCACAGUUAACGAAGAGCAAGGGCAAGAGGAAGGCGAGCCUUCGGAGAGACGAGCAAGCGAGUUUGGUAAAUUUGACUUCACCCCUUACAACGCAAGUGGAAGCACUCCGGCCAUCACCAAAGCACAUGUGCACAUUGGGAUGCUUCAAAGGUGGUGCAAGAAACAGGACGAGAUGAUUAAGAAGCUCACCGAGACAGUGAAUGCCCUGAAGGACAAACUCUCGUGCACAUCGCCAAAGGCAACCAAGACCGCGGAGCCUGCAUUGAGGAGAAGCAAGCGCAAAAGGAAAACCGAUUGA